AUGGUGGUUGGGACUGGGAAAGCGAAGCUCCAAUGGGUAAUUCUGGCAUCGGUGGUACACCUUGUAAUGGUCGCCGGAGAAUACUUCAAGCCGUUCAAUGUGAGCUACGACCACAGAGCUUUGAUUGUCGACGGAAAGCGAAGAAUGCUCAUCUCCGCCGGAAUCCACUACCCUCGUGNAGCUCCAAUGGGUAAUUCUGGCAUCGGUGGUAAACCUUGUAAUGGUCGCCGGAGAAUAUUUCAAGCCGUUCAAUGUGAGCUACGACCACAGAGCUUUGAUUGUCGACGGAAAGCGAAGAAUGCUCAUCUCCGCCGGAAUCCACUACCCUCGUGCCACUCCCGAGUCCAACUGGAAGCCCCUAUUAAGUUGGAAUUACAUGCAUAG
This is a messenger RNA of Ilex paraguariensis (yerba mate), 384 nucleotides long. The record is from the annotation of a GenBank genome assembly. Lineage: Eukaryota; Viridiplantae; Streptophyta; Magnoliopsida; Aquifoliales; Aquifoliaceae.